UUAAUCACUCGAUUAGUAUUGUUUGUGACCGUAUUGUGCGGCCUAUGUCUGUGCACGUACUCGCACGGGGGUGGGGGCGGAUACUCGACGUCGAAGCGGCAACAGGACGACCAUGGUAACUAUAUGUUCACCUACGAGAUUAAGGACCCGAAGGGCGGCCAAAACUACCGCAGCGAAAAGGGCGGUCCGCACAGUGUUCAGGGCUCGUACGGACUCCAGGAUAUUGACGGCCGUAUGCGAGUCGUCGACUACUGGGCCGACGGCAAGAAUGGAUUCAGCGCUAAGAUCAGGUCCAAUGAGCCGGGAGUUGGCAAUCAGGACUCAGCCUAUGCCGUAUACAAUGGCCAAGACUCUCACGGCGGCGAGAAGACCAGUAUGGAUAUUAACCAUGCUGAUUAUGGUGGCAAACAGGGAUAUGGUGGUGGCGGUGGAAAGUGG
Medioppia subpectinata is the source of this 438-nucleotide messenger RNA. Lineage: Eukaryota; Metazoa; Arthropoda; Arachnida; Sarcoptiformes; Oppiidae. The record is from the annotation of a GenBank genome assembly.